AUGAGUGUGACUAUUCCUGAAUCCAGCAGAGACUCAAUGGCGGAAAGUACAGAGCAGCCUUGUAGCUCAGCAGAAACGACACUCCCCUCUUCUCGAAGCAAGAAGAAGCCUACUUCGGUAGCUAAGUCUACUGGACAAAAUGAUUCUGACAAUUCAAAUGACAGCGACAAUGAAGGGGCCACUUCUGACAGUAAUGCAGGCAGCACAUCCAAAGGUACUCUAGUGUUGCAGCCUGCAGGGAGUGAAAAUAAAGGCACUGUGAAGUUCAGAGUGGAUUACAAACAGAAAACCUCAGACGACACACUGCAAAAGAAGGUCAACUGCACAGCCUGUGGAAAGCAAGUUAACCAAUUUCAGCGCAGCUCUGUUUACGAACACCCUGCUCUUAAAGUACUUAUUUGCAAGUCAUGCUACAAAUACUACACGAGUGAUGACAUUAGUAGAGACUCGGAUGGAAUGGAUGAGCAGUGCAGGUGGUGUGCUGAGGGGGGAAAGCUCAUCUGCUGUGACUACUGCAGCAACGCCUUCUGCAAGAAGUGCAUCCUGCGCAACCUGGGUCGAAAAGAACUAUCAGCCAUCACUGAUGAGAACUCUAAGUGGCACUGCUACGUGUGCAGAGCGGAACCCCUCCAAGACUUGAUUUCCAAGUGUAACUGCAUCUUUGCAAAGAUUGACCGUGAGAAAACCAAGCAGCGUAAAUCCGGCAAAAGCGAGGAACCCAAGAGCAAAACGUACAAUCGCAGGGAAGUCAAAGAGCACAAAGCAGUCGUUAACGGGAAGGAACACGCCGACGGCUCAGGGACCAUAACAUUCUCUUACAAAAAACUGCUGAUACCCAAAGAACUCUUAAAGAAAGCAAAAAAGCUGGUUGAAACCACAACUGGCUUGAAUAAUACAUUCAUCCAGUUUGUGCAGCAGGCUGCUAAAGAGCAUGACGACACGACUGUCAGGUACAGGCAUUUGAAAGCAUUCAAGGCAGUGCUUGCCGAUUUGAAAAAAGCCCAUGCUGCCUUGGAGGAGGCAUUGGAGCCAGAGUUCAGAAGUAUGGGACUACAAAAUGGCGACAAAGGGCAACAGCAAGUUAGAAAAAGCGCAAAUGCCGUGGAGGUGGUUGUGUUGGACGAUGAGGGGGACGAAGUUGAUGCAACGGAGGAGUCGGACACUGUGGAAGAGGUGCAGAAUGACGAGCUAUCAGUGAAGCACAAUAAGCUUCAGGAGGAGAAUACUGAGCGAAAUGAUGUAAAACAACUUACUGGAACUGUCCAGGAGCAAGCUGAUAACAGGCUGGCUUGCGCGCCAGAGGAGGAACCGGAGAAGGAACACAACGAGGAACCCGUUGGUAAAGACUGCAAAACGCCAGAUCUAACCAAAAAUGUAGCUAAACAAGAAAUGUCUGAUGAUGAGCUGCUGCCACCUGGUGAAAUAUCACUUGAUCAUGACAUUAUGUCUGUUCCUCCUUCAGUUCCCGAGGAGCUUUUUCAGAUGGUCGAAAGUCUCGCAGAUCCAAGCCUGCUACCGCAGAGUGAUCAGACUUCGGACACAGACGUGGCGAAUGGACGUGGGGAACCAAAGGUGAAGAACCUCAUUGUUAAACUGACUCCGGUCCCAGUUGUGACGACAAGAAGAUCCUCCAGGUCCAAAAUCAAAGAACAAGGUGAGGAAAAUUGUGGUUCUGACACAGGAUGCGAACCAGCGAGCCCGCCACCCAAUCGGCGGCCCACUAGAGUGAAGACGACUCCGUUGAGAAAGCAAGCUGAUAAUAAGAGUCUCGAGAACUCCUCUGAAUCAGAGCAGGAGUCGGAGAAGGAAUGUAGCGGCAAGUCAGAGAAAUCCAGCAGCACCAAGAAAGAAGAUAAAAAGCAGAGUAAUACAGUAGACUCCGACUCGGAUGAGGUUCCUAACGUAUUACUGGAAAAGGUGGCAGAAUACAACAGCAGCGAUGAAGGGAAAGAAAGCCCAAGCUCCAAAAAUGUUAAAGCAAAAAACGCAGACAAAAAGUCCAAGCGCAAAAGGAAGUCUGAGGGCUCGGAAUCAGACGUGGAAAUUAAAAGUAAGAAUGGAUCAAAGAAGAAAAAACAAAAUGUCUCCAAUUCUUCAGACUCUGAACAAGACAAAGCGAGCACAGCUAAGAGGCGAUCAAGCCGUGUGACAAAAAGUGGUAAAGCAAAGGGAGAAGGAACACCCGAGAAAAAGGCUGCAAAUAUUAAAAGGUCCUACGAGAGGAAGCGGAAAGGAAGUAGCCCAAAGGUAGCCUCCAAGCUGGAGUCGUCUUCUAGCGAAGAUGAGGACGCGCAACAAACUAACAGUGACUCUGGAGAUGAUAGUGGCCAGCAGACGUUUAACCCCGUGGUGGAAGGUGCCGUAGCAGAAGGAGAUGAAAUGCCUGCCAACAAAGAAGCUCAAAUGAGUGAGGAUUAUGACGACGACCCUGAAAACAGAAUCGCCAAAAAACUGCUUCUCGCACAAAUAAAAUCCAACUUUUCCUCCGGGGCUGAGAGCUCCUCUGAAAAUGAAGGCGAGGAAGUGAAGAAGUCCUCCAAAAAAGUCAAAAAGGAUCAAGAGAAGCAGCAAGAUAAAGAUUCUGAAGACUCCGGUUCCGAUAUUGAGGUGAAGAAGAGUGUUCGACGCCAUAAACUGCUUCGCCACAAGCUCACGCUCAGUGACGCGGAGUCGGAUGAUGAUGACAAAGAAGACAAUGCACAAAAGACUAAAAAGGCUAAGAAGAAGAAAGAAAAGAAAAAAGCGGUGGACAGCGAUGAUUCCGAUGAUUCUGACUUCAACAACUCAGCAUCGUCCAGUGCUGAGUCUGGGAUGAGCGAGGAGCUCAGCGAGUCUGACAAUGAAGAGAAGCGUCGAAAGACGAGAUCUUCAAAGAAAAAGGAUGACGAAAAGCAGAAAAGUCAGAAGGAGCAGAAGAAGAAGAGACGCAGGAUCAAAGUACAGGAUUCCUCCAGCAAUGAGAAGAGUGGAGAGGAAGAUGGCGACGACCCAGAUGGAGACGAACGCAAAGGACGCAAAAAGAUCCGCAAAAUCCUCAAGGAUGAUAAGCUGCGAACAGAGACGCGGGAUGCGCUUAAAGAGGAGGAAGAUAGGAGAAAACGUAUAGCGGAAAGAGAAGAACUGAGGAAGAAACUUAGAGAGACAAUUGUGGUGGAAGAGUCUUCCCAGAUAGCGUGUCCGAUUACCACCAAGCUAGUCUUAGAUGAAAAUGAAGAGACCAAGGAGCCGCAGGUGCAGGUCCACAGGAACCUUGUCACCAAACUCAAACCUCACCAGGUUGAUGGUGUGCAGUUUAUGUGGGACUGUUGCUGUGAGUCGGUGAAAAAAAUUGAAAAGUCACCUGGCUCUGGUUGCAUCCUUGCACACUGUAUGGGUCUGGGAAAAACACUUCAGGUGGUGACAUUCCUUCAUACUUUGCUCCUUUGUGAGAAGCUUGACUUUUCAACUGCACUGGUGGUUUGUCCCCUCAACACAGUCCUUAAUUGGGUCAAUGAGUUUGAGAAAUGGCAAGAGGGAAUGAAAGAUGAUGAGUCUUUGGAGGUGACGGAGUUGGCCACGGUCAAAAGGCCACAAGAGCGAGCGUUCGCCCUCCAGCAAUGGCAGGAUACGGGCGGUGUUAUGAUUAUUGGGUACGAGAUGUACCGAAAUCUGACACAAGGAAGGAACAUCAAGAGUAAGAAGCUCAAAGAGACAUUCCAAAAGACUCUGGUAGACCCAGGUCCUGACUUGGUGAUAUGUGACGAAGGUCACAUCUUGAAGAAUGAGGCGUCUGCUGUGUCCAAAGCCAUGAACUCCAUUAGGACGAAGAGAAGGGUUGUGCUGACUGGAACACCUCUUCAAAAUAACCUCAUUGAAUACCACUGCAUGGUGAACUUCAUUAAAGAGAACCUGCUGGGGUCAGUUAAAGAGUUCCGCAAUCGGUUCAUCAACCCCAUUCAGAAUGGACAGUGUGCUGACUCCACAAUGCAAGAUGUCCGCAUUAUGAAAAAGAGGGCUCACAUUUUGUAUGAAAUGCUGGCCGGAUGUGUUCAGAGGAAAGAUUACACGGCACUCACAAAGUUCCUGCCUCCAAAGCACGAGUAUGUGUUGUCCAUCAGAGUUACUCCACUUCAAUGUAAACUCUAUAGAUACUACCUGGAGCACUUUACUGGUGUAGGAAAUGCUUUGGAGGGGGGCCGAGGCCGCGCAGGGACCAAACUCUUCCAGGAUUUCCAGAUGCUCAGCAGAAUCUGGACCCAUCCUUGGUGCCUUCAGCUGGAUUACAUCAGUAAAGAAAACAGGGGUUUCUUUGACGAAGACAGUAUGGAGGAAUUUAUCGCUACAGAGUCUGAAGAGUCCUCAAUGAGUCUGACCUCAGAAGAUGAAAAGCCAAAAAAGAAAAAGAAGAAAGGCAAGGGAAGAAAUAAAGGAUCUGAUGACUCUGAUAGCGAUGAUGUGGAAGUCAUCAAAGAAUGGAACAGCAGUUCUAGGGGCAGGAAUGGAGAGGGUCGAAAUAGGCCUGAGCCUGAAGAAGAGCAAGCUCAACCCUCCGGCUCGGCACCGGGGAGCCCCACCGCGGACUGGCACAAGGAGUUUGUCAGCGAGACCGAUGCCGAAGUCCUGGAACACUCAGGAAAAAUUACAAUCCUCUUUGAGAUCCUGCGCAUGGCAGAGGAAGUGGAAGAUAAAGUGUUGGUGUUUAGUCAGUCUCUUAUCUCUUUGGACCUGAUUGAAGAUUUCCUGCAGCUGUCUUGCAGAGCAGCAGAAGAAGACAAGAUCUCACCAUACAAAGGUGAGGGCAAGUGGUUCAGGAACAUUGACUACUAUCGUCUGGAUGGCUCUACCAACGCGACCACCAGGAAGAAGUGGGCUGAAGAAUUUAACGACCCUAACAACACAAGGGGUCGUUUGUUCCUCAUUUCCACACGAGCUGGCUCCCUUGGGAUUAACCUGGUGGCGUCCAACAGAGUCAUUAUAUUUGACGCCUCCUGGAAUCCUUCAUUUGAUAUCCAGAGUAUAUUCAGGGUGUAUCGCUUUGGCCAGUUGAAGACUGUCUUCGUCUACAGGUUCCUGGCGCAGGGCACAAUGGAAGAAAAGAUUUAUGACCGGCAAGUGACCAAACAGUCUUUGUCAUACCGGGUAGUGGACCAGCAGCAGAUUGAAAGGCACUUUACCAUGAACGAGCUGGCGGAGCUGUACACUUUUGAACCUGAUAUGUUGGACGAUCCCUCAGAGAAGAAAAGCAAGAAAGCCACACCACUGCUCCCAAAGGACCUCUUCCUGGCUGAGUUGCUGCAGACCCACAAGGACCAGAUUGUAUGCUAUCAUGAGCACGACUCCCUGUUGGACCACAAGGAGGAGGAGGCUUUGAGCGAGGAGGAUCGCAAAGCAGCCUGGGCUGAAUACGAAGCAGAGAAAAAGGGUAUGACCGUGAGGACUAACUACCAGCCAUCACCAUACACCCAAAUGGGCGCCUCCAGCUUAUUCUCCCACUACAAUUUGGCGGCUUUGGCCACCAUGACCAACCAGCAGCUGGAAGAGCUUAUCAACCAAGGGCGACAGAAGGUCAUUGAGGCGACAAAUGCGUUGAAGAGUUUACAGCGCGACUCACUGGAAGAUACCAUCGGAGCAAUUUGGAAAGAAAACCCAUCUCUCUCUGAGGAUCAAGUCCAGUCUUUGGCUCUGGGCCGAAUGGCCACUGUGGAGAUGGAGGCCAAACGCAGAGAAGCUUUUUACAGAGAAACUCUCACCAUGCAGCAGUCGCUGAUGAUGUACGUCCAGAAGGUGGUGAACAACAGGAAAGUCCAAGAGCAACAACUUGCCAUGGCCAACCAGACCAACCUACUGAGUAUGGCCCUGCAGAACGGCAUGCUGGGAGGGAACAGGCUCACCCAAAUGGACCUGCUGGGCCUUUACCAGCAGCUGCACGGAUUGAACCCCCACGCCGCCAUUGGCAAGAAUCCCGGGCCCUCUAAGGGCCUGUAA
This is a messenger RNA of Nerophis lumbriciformis (worm pipefish), 5964 nucleotides long. NCBI's taxonomy places the organism in Eukaryota, Metazoa, Chordata, Actinopteri, Syngnathiformes, Syngnathidae. The record is from RefSeq and is a predicted model, not a curated record.